AUGGAGGUCAUAUAUUGGCACAACAUUAAACUGCCAUCCUUGACCUUGGUCUUCUCCAAAUUCCUAAAUCGACUCCACAUUAACUGUAUAUACGUUUUAAACAUGGUACUGACUCCAAUAUUUCGCCUAGAACAAGAUGACAAAAAACUUAAAGUCAUCAUUCAUGCUCCACUAGCUAAAAUAUCUGAAAUGGAAGUAUGCGUUGAAGAACAAACUUUUUAUUUUGACUCCUCCCCGUACUAUCUCAAAUUCGAUAUUCCAGGUUCUGUAUUAACGGAUGAAGAUACUUUUGAUUAUGAGCUCAUCGACGGUGAUAUACACAUUACAUUGGAGAAGUCUAAACCAGGACUCUUCAAGGAUUUAGAUUUAAUCACAAAAUUGUUGAUAACUUCGUCUGAAACAAAGCCGUCCAAGUGUUUGAUUGAAGAAUUGAAUGAUACUGUUGAACAACAAAAGUGUUGGUCAUUGGACUGGUUUAGCAAUUCAAAAUGUAUAAGUUCAACACCAGAAGAUGUGGUUCUUUCUAACCCAACUUAUGGUUUUAGUGGUUCCAAAUCUGGACUGUUCCAAGUUGAGUCUGAUUUAACACAUGCAGUGGAUCUGCCUCAUCCAGAUUCGGUUGAUGUUUUCAAACGAUCAGAGCUUAGAAAAGUGGAUGAAGAGAAGAAAUUUCUUGUCGAUCAUUAUCUUGCUGAUUAUUUCGAAUCGGACUCUUGGAUUCAUAUGAAAAACAUUGAUUUACCAUGGUCUAUUAAUAAUAAUACUAAUAGUUUACCAGAAUUCUCAUCCGAUGAACGUCAUCGUCUAAUCACAUUAUCAACUCGUCGACUUCCUCUUCAACCUGAUAAUGCUUUGGAAGAAAAAAUGAUAUAUUUAGGCCUACUCGAUCUAUUAUUUGCUUAUAUAUAUGAUUACAGAGUUCGUGAAGGUGAGACUAUGUCCGAAUCCGGUUGGAAUAUAGUGAAACUUGCAGCUACACUUUCAUGGUUUGAGGUAAUUUUCUUUGUCUUUUCUAUUAUUGUUAUUCUUACUCUCCUCCCUUUCAUAGUUGCAUUAUUAAGAGAUUCAAAUAUAUGUCACCUGGCUUCACAAUCUGAUACACUGCCACUGAGCUAUUAGGAUUUCAGGCAACUCUGUGUAGGAUUGAGAUAUUUUAAAUUGAUUGUGACCAAAAUUAUGUUUGUCUAAUAUUGAUCAAUGUUUUGGAAAAAGCUUAACUUAAUCGGACAUAACAUCUCUUUUCAUCCCCGUUUUUACAGGUUUAUCAUUCCUUACCGGAAGUUGUUGUGUCAUUCUAUAGACGUGCUUUAACUUAUCCCCUUGUACGAAGUUGGAGAUUUUGCACACUUAUCAAACGCGAUGCUUCUUAUCUUUUACAACAUACUAAUAGUAAGGCUAAUUAUAAUUCAUAUUCAUUUAUUCUUAAUGAUGAAUUUUCUUCUCAAAAAAAUCUAUCACAUUUAUUGGCUAUUUAUUGUUGCUUUUCAUUGGUAAUUUAAAUGCCAAUAGCUUUAAUAUUAUCCCCUAAAGAUCUUAAGUCUUGAUUUACUGGUCCAGUUACUUGACUAUAAACUUCUCAGUUAUUGAUUUGUAUUGUACUAUAAUUACUGAAGUUCCAAUUACAGCUUAUUAUGAAAAUUUGUACGUAUGGAGAUUUUUAUAAAGUACCUAUGGGAGAAAUCUCAGGAAUACAGAUUCUUUGAAAUCUUUUAUUUCUCAUAAAGUAAACUAAAGUUGAUCUGUAAGAACGGCCUUUGGUGAACUGAAGGAAGCUCUAAAACGCUCAGAAAAAGCCGAAGACAUUCCAUCCAAUCAUCUUUUGGAAAUAGCAAGAACAAAGAUUCUAUCAGAAUAGCAUGAAUCAUCUUUUGGAAGAACAUUCCAGAAUCUCGACUUGUAGCUUCCCGACUGGACAAAUGCCAAAAACCACUGCAUGCGAAUUGGACGAUUGUAAUGAUGAUUUUGUUUUUACUAAAAACUAUAAAUACCUGAGUGCGUUGUGCCAUAUUUGACACUGUUUGGAAUAAGAUUCCUUCCUACUCGUCUUUUGUUCUCUUACUUACAACUUGGAAGGUUCUGGCGUUUUAGUGCCCAGGUUUUACGUGGUAUAGCAAGAAUACAAGCUCUAGAUAUAAUUUGAUGAAUAACGGGUCUUUAAAUAACCACUUUAGAAGUUUAUAAACUUCACGUAGAUUAUUAUUGUUUGAUCCUCAAAUGCAUCAUGAUUUCAAAAAAUACCCACACGUUUUCCACUGUGUAAUCAUCAAAGUCAGUCCACUUUCAAUAUACCUGUAUGUAGAAUCUAGCCACCUACUGAUCCUAAUGAGUAUGAAGCACAUGCAUAUGUCACACUCAACUGUUUUGGAGACAAAACUAGCUUAAAAUAGUCACGUGCUUUGUUAAUAACAAACUGAAAUAUAAGACGUGCUUAUUCGUAUUGUGACUGAAAUAAUGGCAUUGAAUUUUUCAUCUGAAAAACCAUUAUGUAUAAUAUUACCCAUACAAGUCAAGAUCAUAUUAAAUGAUCCUUCAACCUUUAUGUAUACCCACACACCUCAAUAUGCACAUGUAAUGGAGGCGUGAGUAGUGUUGAGGCAGUUCAGUUCAAUAAAGUCACAUUUGUAACGUGGGUAUAUGAAGAUCCGACAUUGUUUCGUGGAGGAAGGAACGAAGGAGCAGAGCAUAGAAAUCAGAAGGUUAAGUCAACUUCUUCGAAAUGAAGAUGAAAAACAAACUGGAAGCUGGAAUAUGACCACAUGACCAGCCAAGAUCCCUGCAUGUAAGAAAUAGAGCAAUAACUUUUCACGGAAAACUUAUUCCUAAAAAGCGAAAUUACAUUCUUUUACUCAUUAUGGUUUUAGUGCAACAUUACUUCCUUUUUAAUUCAAUGUAAUGAUUAUUCAGUUUAGUAUCGUUUUGUUUCCCAAUAUGAUAUUUUAUCGGGUAUAACAUUAGUUUAUUUGAGUGUGAUGUGUUUGUUUAAAAUACGAUAGAUAUUCUUGUAUUAAAUUAAUGUUAAUUACAUUCAGUAUGACGAGCAGCAUGUGAUUUGUUACAACUCUAAGUAUUUUUAGUGUACGUGAUUUUAUCAUUAUUAAUAAUCAAAAUGGGGUGUACAGUCAACAUACAAUGACUAUAUUUUCGAUUCGGGUCUUGUUCAUGUUUUGGGGUUAAUAAAUCUCCACUUGUACCAGUCUUGGUGUUCUUACUUCGUUUCGUACAGAUUGAAAUGAUCCCUGGUUUUUUUCCAAGUAUAAGUAAUAGACGGCGUGAAUAUAAUAACAACAAAUAAGGUCCCAUUGUGUUACUCUUCUUAUCGAUUGGUUGAAGGGUAGGGAUCGAUUGUGGAUUGUACAAAUCGAUGGUUUUUGUCACUGCGCUAUUAAGUUUAUCAUUCGGAAUGCGUAUUCUUAGUAUCUUAUAGCAUAGUGCAGUCGGUAAACGUGUCAAGUACAUUGAAAAUAUUUGAUUUAAUAGAAUUUGAGAAUAAUUCACUCUGUUUUGGUUACGAUGUUGGCAGUUCUUUUAAUUUUAUGGAUAAUUCUGAACAGUGAUUCUCGUGACGACAUGUGACCAAAGUUGACUGUAUUCAAUAAUUAAGCUGUUAACUUCCAUUCUCCCAUCCUUAUUGGCAACCGAAGGCUACAAGAAUCGUCAUUUAGGUUCACUUACGAAAUCGAGAAAUUACCUCAAUGGUUGUUUACAUUAGAAAUUUAUACACUCCAGAAGCUAUCGCAAUUCAUCCAUGCAAACCUGACUUCUGGGUGUAAAAGAGUCAUAUUCAAUCCAUUAUUUUGCCACAUAUCCUAAUUAAGAAUAUCUUAUGAAUGCUAUUUCGUUUUUUUUUCUGAAGCAAAUGAAAUAUAAAAACAGUGCAACUGUCCUCUCACGAUUAUUUCUUUUCCCCUCUUUUGACCUUUUAUCUUUCCUUCUUUUCUAUAGCCAAACAAUGGUGUUUGAAGUGUCUAUUAGAAAUUCGUGAAUUUUUGAUCGCCUAUCCUGGCUAUCAUGUAUUCGCUGAAUUAUAUCUAAAUGAUUAUAUUGUAUGGAUUCAAACGCGAGCAUGUGAGUCGAAUUUACAUGAUCUUGGCAAAAGUUUAGAAGAAUUUAAAAUGAAAAAAGAUUUUGUCGAUUUGAACUUGAAACAAAUUGAACAACUUGGUCAUGAAUGUUUAAAAAUGGAAAAAUUACAAGAUUCAUUAAAACAAAUGUCAUUUUCUGUGAAUGACAUAGAAGAUGAAAAACCGAAACCUUUACAAACUUAAACUGAGAAAUUUUUCAGAAAUUCUUUACACACUUUCCCUUUUGUACAUUUAAAAACUUAUUUUGUUUUCUUGUAUCCCUGCUUCCUUAAAACUUACAUUUCUAUACUAAACUAUAUUUUAUUCAUCGAAAUAAAUUUAUCUAUAACUAUAGUGGAAAAAUCCCAACCUUAUUCUCUUUGGAUUUAAACUUUUUUAACAACCAUAUACGUGACCAUUAUUAAUUUACGGUUAUCAAAAAUCUUAUAAACUACUUAUAAAAUAGUAAGUAGCUAGUUGUUAUAACAGAUGAAAAUCGUAUGAAUCAUGACUGUCUAAAUCGUAUGUUGAUCACUUUUAACAAUUGAAUUGCUAUUGACAUGAGACAUCUAAUAAACGGAUAUCAAAGGACAUAACAAGUAAUUGCUAGGGAGAUUUGUUUUAUAUGACAAGAUGAUACUUGCGUACAAAAUAUUCAACAUGAAAAUAACCCCACAAGUCAACAUCACUUAAGGUGUAAAUAACGGUGCGAUAUGAGUUUUGUAGAAGAAUAUUAAAACAAUUAUGAUUUAAAGUUAUUAUUCACACCCUUCCAUGCAACAAGAACUAGGUUUUUCCACCUUCGCACUCC
Schistosoma intercalatum is the source of this 4872-nucleotide messenger RNA. The record is from the annotation of a GenBank genome assembly. NCBI's taxonomy places the organism in Eukaryota, Metazoa, Platyhelminthes, Trematoda, Strigeidida, Schistosomatidae.